AAUCCCACUUGCACCAUUUGCAUAGUACAUUUCACAAUUCAUUAAGACAGUGACGACCCAAUCAAAGCAAACAAAAUAAAAAAACGCCACAAUGUUGCUUACUCUCCAACAACAACCGUAACCCUCUCGGAAUCUCUCCCCCCGCCGGACCACCACCCAUGGAUAUACCGCCGAUCAUGCACGAUAGUGACCGUUACGACUUCGUUCGUGAUAUCGGAUCGGGGAAUUUCGGCGUCGCCAGACUCAUGACUGAUAAACUCACCAAAGAGCUUGUUGCUGUCAAGUAUAUCGAACGCGGAGAUAAGAUUGAUGAAAAUGUGAAGAGAGAAAUAAUCAAUCACAGGUCUCUAAGACAUCCUAAUAUUAUCAGGUUUAAGGAGGUCAUUUUAACACCUACUCAUCUGGCCAUUGUAAUGGAAUAUGCAUCUGGAGGAGAAAUGUUUGAACGAAUCAGCAAAGCAGGGCGUUUUACUGAGGAUGAGGCUCGCUUCUUCUUUCAACAACUCAUAUCCGGGGUCAGCUAUUGUCAUUCAAUGCAAGUAUGUCAUCGAGAUCUGAAGUUGGAAAACACGUUGUUGGAUGGAGACCCGGCACUUCAUCUGAAGAUUUGUGAUUUUGGAUACUCCAAAUCUUCGGUGCUUCAUUCACAGCCAAAGUCAACUGUGGGAACUCCUGCUUAUAUUGCUCCAGAAGUACUUCUGAAGCAAGAGUAUGAUGGAAAGAUUGCCGAUGUCUGGUCAUGUGGUGUAACCUUAUACGUGAUGCUAGUGGGGUCAUAUCCUUUUGAAGAUCCCGAUAAUCCGAAGGAUUUCCGGAAGACAAUUCAGAGGGUUCUCAGCGUCCAGUAUUCCGUACCAGACUUUGUUCAAAUAUCUCCUGAAUGUCGCGACAUUAUAUCAAGAAUCUUUGUUUUCGACCCUGCAGAGAGAAUCACCAUUCCAGAGAUAAUGAAAAAUGAAUGGUUUCGAAAGAAUCUUCCCGCUGACUUGGUGAAUGAAAAUAUAACAGAUAACCAAUUUGAAGAACCGGAUCAGCCUAUGCAGAGUAUGGAUACGAUCAUGCAGAUAAUUUCAGAAGCUACCGUACCAGCAGUUGGGAGCUGUUAUAUAGACCAAUUUAUGCCUGAUAACCCUGAUACGGAUGAUGAUAUGGGCGAAAUAGACUCUGACUAUGAACUUGAUGUAGAUAGCAGUGGUGAGAUUGUAUAUGCCAUAUAAUUUAAUCAUCAUAGUGGUCACAUUGAAAAGGAAGCACCUUAAAUAUUGAGCUUUAUGGCCUUCUCAGCCUCACAGCUAGAAAAAAAUAUUCGGAGACUAUUUCUCAUGCAGACUCGAUGAUGCACGAAGUUCAUCAUGUUGAUUUAUAUAUUGUAUGCUCUUUCGGAACAUCCAAUGUCCACACCAUUUAUAUGUAUCACUUUUGUGAGUCGAGCAACGUGUUUUCUACUACUAUGAUUUAGGGUGUAUAAUGACAUUUUUUUAGAACGUGGAAUGGCAUAAUAUGAGCAAGAGAAGAUAUCUACCUUGUGUGGUAUAUCUUAUUCCUGUCUGCUAUCUUUAGUUCUUUGCGAA
Molecule: messenger RNA, 1571 nt
Organism: Lathyrus oleraceus (garden pea)
Lineage: Eukaryota; Viridiplantae; Streptophyta; Magnoliopsida; Fabales; Fabaceae
Product: serine/threonine-protein kinase SRK2I
Exons: 9
Coding region: 159-1217 (352 amino acids)
Biological process (GO): protein phosphorylation
Cellular component (GO): nucleus
Molecular function (GO): protein serine/threonine kinase activity; ATP binding
Source: RefSeq, a predicted model, not a curated record